Sinocyclocheilus anshuiensis is the source of this 835-nucleotide messenger RNA. RefSeq names its product lysosomal acid lipase/cholesteryl ester hydrolase-like. The record is from RefSeq and is a predicted model, not a curated record. Lineage: Eukaryota; Metazoa; Chordata; Actinopteri; Cypriniformes; Cyprinidae. The transcript is spliced from 2 exons. Bases 56 to 337 code for a protein of 93 amino acids.
GAUUUUAAAUACAUUUAUUGUAUUCUUUGUACAGGCUGUGAAAUCCAGUAAGCUUAUGGCUUAUGAUUAUGGAAAAGCUGGAAAUAUGGCACAUUAUAAUCAGUCGACCCCUCCCCUGUACAACGUGCGGGACAUGACAGUACCCACAGCCUUGUGGUCUGGUGGGCAAGACACUCUGGCAGAUCCUCAGGACGUGGCUGUACUGCUUACACAGAUACCUAAAUUGGUGUACCACUGCAACAUUAAGCACUGGGAGCACCUGGACUUCAUCUGGGGUUUGGAUGCCCCACAAGAGAUGUACAACAAAAUGAUCGAAAUGAUGAGGGAGAAUGUGUGAAGAGACAUUUUGAUUGAGCAGUAGGUUCUAUCAGCAGUUUUUUUUAAACAUUCCUUGAGCUUGAACUAAUACUUUUGUACCUCUUUGUUUGUUCUUUCUGUAAGCAGAUGAACCCAUUUGUUUGAGGUGCUGUUAACCAAAUCAGCAAUUUGCGAAUGUAAAUUUGAUAUUACAAACUGAUUUAAGCCUUCGGGCCAUCACCCAGAGACCAGAGUUUUACACUCAUGAUCAGGUGUUGCCUUUUAAGGACAUGCACUUGUUUAAUGUGUUUUUUAACUAGCUUUUACUAACAACUACAUCUACAAACUCACUAUACCGUAGCAUUUCAUGGAGUGUCUAAAGGUUUUGUCACAAUGAAUUUUGUAAAACAUGACUUGAAAUAAACAUACAUUGGUGCAGAAGACGUGUAUACAAAAAGUAACUUGUCUUGGUGAGAGAUUUUACAUUUAAACCAACAACUUUACUCAAACCAAAUCCAUAUGAAAUCUUGCAGUGCUA